UUUCAUUCCAACUAAGAUUUUAAUAGAACAUUAUUAAACCAGUUGAUUUGUUCGAAUUUUAAACCAAAAUUCGAUACUACGCAUAAAAAAACGUAAACGAACGAAUAUUAAUUAAUCAAAUGAUCGGAAAUUCGUUUAUUUUACAUCUUGAAAGUACGUAGUGGUGAGGAAUCAAAGUAUCAAGUUGGAAAAAUUUUUCAAUCGAUCGCUUAUCAAUUCGAGUUUAUGCGUUUAUCACAAAAUUUAAAUUUAAUAAUUAGGUAAUUAAUUCGCCGGCAACUCGCAAAUUUUGGUUUUAUAUUAAGUGGAUUCGAUUUAAAAUGGUGCAGUUAGGUAAAAGUUAUUACAACAGUAUAUUAUCCGCCACCUUCUCACCUUGCGGUGAAUAUUUUGUGGCGGGAAAUGUCUUCGGAGAUAUUCGCCUAUUCAAUUUCCAAAAUCUACUCUGCAACACCGAAGAAAUUUCAGACAAUGAUACCAAGAUAUCGAAAAAUCGUUUCAAUUUCAACACUUCCUUUGAAAAGCCAAUCAGUUAUCUAUCGUCUAGUGACAAAUUUUGUAUUGCUGGAAUUGACGGAGAGAUUCUGGGUUGGCCAUGGACCGAUGUUAUCGGCUUGGAAAAUGGAAACACGAUACCUGCUCCUUCGUGGAAAAUACGUCUUCCUCAAUCUGGCGAAAAUUCAAGUAUGAAAACUGAUUUAAAUUGUAUCAAAAUCGAGACCGGUGUUGAUUGUGUGCUGUAUGUGGGAUGCAGCAAUAACAACAUUUACGCAUUUAGUUUAGAAGAUGGCAGAUUACUAAGAACCUAUUCUGGACAUACAGAUUUUGUGCACUGUCUCAAUAUUAGGGAAAACACUUUGAUAUCCGGAGGAGAAGAUGGAACUAUAAGGAUGUGGGACUGUCGUUCUAAAGAAAUUAUAAAUGUUGUCAAACCGUACACAAAUUCAUCCGUCACUCGUCCCGAGUUGGGAAAUUGGAUUGGCGAUGCAUCGCUGAACGAAGAUUGGAUGGUAUGCGGAGGAGGUGUUCGUUUGAGUUUAUGGAAUUUAAGAAAUAUGGAUAGUCCGAUGACGGUGUUCAAUAAUACUAAAGAUCGAGGAAUUCACAUUGCUCAAUUUUACCAAGAUAGAAUUCUGGCCGGUGGCUGCUCUUCGUGUUUCUCUGUUCUUAGUUAUAAUGAUGAACUUCAUACUGGAAUUGAAACGUCGAGCAAUCCGGUAUAUUCGUGUAACAUCAGCACUCCAAAGGAUACGAAUAAAAUAUUAUGCUUGACCGGAAGCAGUAAUAAAAUUGACAUCAGUACAAAUUUCAACUACAGAGAAUUCGUGAUACCAUUUUAUUGAUUAAAAUAAUAUAUAAUUUUUUAUUCGUCAUUUCACAAAAGGAAAAAAAAUGUUAAAAUCAGUUAAUUUUAAAUACAACAAAUUUUUAUGUUUCUA
This is a messenger RNA of Planococcus citri (citrus mealybug), 1439 nucleotides long. RefSeq names its product THO complex 6 (gene thoc6). The transcript is spliced from 6 exons. Gene Ontology annotation, molecular function: protein binding. Gene Ontology annotation, cellular component: THO complex; transcription export complex. Gene Ontology annotation, biological process: mRNA export from nucleus. The coding region runs from base 321 to 1343 and encodes 340 amino acids. NCBI's taxonomy places the organism in Eukaryota, Metazoa, Arthropoda, Insecta, Hemiptera, Pseudococcidae. The record is from RefSeq and is a predicted model, not a curated record.